AUGAAAAUUGCUAUAUAUGCAAUGCAAGAACUACAUUGGAAGCGAGAAAAUGUGUCAGGAAAUGGGUUUUCAGAUCUGGUGCAGUCAUGGGUUUUCUCUUGCUACAAAUGGCCUUUUGGUGCUGUACAUUACCAUCAAUCUCGUCAAGCUAUAUUAUGGUGGCCACUAGGAAGGCCUCUAUCUCUUCGAGGCGAUAACUGGCUAUGGUCUCGGUGGAUCUUCCAUGGCAUUUUUUGGGAGAGUAUGGGGGUUGUUUGCACUAAGGCUGCUAGGAAGGCCUCUUGCUCUACGAGGCAAUAA
Molecule: messenger RNA, 300 nt
Organism: Fraxinus pennsylvanica
Lineage: Eukaryota; Viridiplantae; Streptophyta; Magnoliopsida; Lamiales; Oleaceae
Source: the annotation of a GenBank genome assembly